CAGCUUGAUACCAUUCAUUUACAAUGAUAUAUUCAAACAUUCGAUGCCUACAUUUAGAACUCCAAUCUAUUUAUCAUGAAUGAAUUUUGUCUCAGUUUAUUGAUCAUCGAAAGCGGAAGGUGUUGAACAACUAUGUCGUUUUAUUCUCAGAUUUAUUAUCUCCAAUCACUCAGGACGCUAACUUCCAAAAGCAAUCAUUUUUGGAGUCACAGUUUGAAGUAUCCUUAAUUUACAUUAUCAUUGUAUCAUACAAUAAUUCGGUGAAUAUCAGUCAAACCUACGUGAAUGCAUAUUUCUGAUAUGUAUCAAUAGCACAAUGAAAAUGAAAGGAAAAUUUGUAAAUUCAAUGGGUCCGUUUGAUAUUUGUCAAAAAUUGUAUCAACAGCAAAGAAAUAAAACAAAUGAUUGUGAUUUUUUAUUGGAAUGUGAAUCACAUAGUCAAUUAGUGCAUAAAUGUGUAUUGCGUGCUGUCUCAACAAAAAUUGAUCAAUUCUGUAUGGCGGAAGAAAAUGCAGAACGUUUGACAGAUACUACUGAUAUCAAUUGUCAUAGACAGAGCAAUACUGUUAUUAUUGAUUCGAAAAAUUGUUGUGAUAAUAAUAAUAAUGAUGAUACUAAUCAUGACAAUACCAGAGUGAAACACUCAAGGAAUUCAUUUCAUCUAGGCCAGAUAUCUGCAAGUACAUUGGAUACUUUUGUUAAAUAUAUUUAUCAAUCAGAAAUUACACUUGAUGAUACAAAUGCAAUUGAAUUGUUCAAGGUUGGUGCUUUAUUAAAUGUACAAUUUAUUCAAGACUCCUGUAUUGACUAUCUAAAAACUAGUUUGAAUGAAAGUAAUUGUCUAUUAUUAAUGAGACUCAAUGGUACAAUAAAUAAUUGUGAAGGGAAUCAACUAGCUGACGAAUGCGUCAAAUAUGCAGCAAAACAUUUUGAUAAAUUGUUAGGUAGUAAUGAGGCCUUGAACAUGGAACCCACAGAACUGUUGGCUAUACUACAACAUGAUGAAUUCAGAGUUCAAGAUGAAUGGAAACUCUUGGAAUUUAUACAUUUAUGGAUCAAAGAGGAUUAUAGUAAUCGUAACACAUAUAAAGAACAGUUAUGUGAACAUAUACGUUUCCAACUGUUAGACACAACCGAGUUGCUUGAUAUAAUGGAAAAUCAAGAGAUGACUUUAUUUCACUCAUAUGUAAAACAGGCACUUAUUGACAUAGGUCGAAUAUCGAAGUCAGCAGCAGUGGCCAAAUGGAAUCGUGAAUCAAAUGAUUCCAUAGAUGAAGAGAAGAAAUUGACUGAUUUACCAGCAUGUAGUUCAGAAACUGAUUCAAUCACACAAAAUACAACUUUGAUAUGUUUUGGAGGACGAUUAUCUGACAAACGUUUUUCAUCAAACAUCACAUGUUAUAAAAUUUGUGAAUUGAAAUCAUCUCUCAGUCAGCAUGAAAAUUUAUUGAUUGAUCAAUAUCAGAAUUGUAAUGUUGGUGAAAAUGAUUCGAGUGAUAAUUACAUGGGACCAUGUACAUUUCCUUAUUUAAAACAUAUAAAUUUACCAAAUUUAAAAACCAUGCCUUCUUUAAGAAAGGGUUUCGGCGCUGUGAAUUUAAAAGAUAAAAUAUAUCUUAUUGGUGGAAAACCUAAAAAUUCAAUGCGAACAUCAGAUAUUUACGAUAUUUCACUAGGUUUAUGGUCAAGCGGACCAAAUUUAAAAACUGGACGGAGUUGGCAUUCCCUUACAGAAUGUGGCGGUGUGAUAUAUGCCAUAGGAGGUGUUGGAGAAGAUGUUGUUAAAAUGAACACAGGUGGUUCAUGGAGAUUAUCUAAUGAUUUUGAGUUUCAGACAGCUAUCAUAUAAAAGUCGGUGAUGUUCGAUCAGUAACAAGAAUUCAGUGUAGUUGGAAAUAUCGAACGUUGAAUACAGAUUCGGUAGUCUGGGAGCCACAUGGUGUUCACAAACCUUGAACGUCCUACAUUCAACACCUCUUUGAGUCGCGUAUGCUUGUUGGUGAGAAGUCUUAUACUAAAACAAGACUACCGUUCAAUGUCUCAUGAUUUCAGACGAUUGUCUACCUAAAAUCAGUCUGUGGAGUUAACUACAUACGUUGUUUCAUUGAGUAUUCACAUACUGUUCUAUCACCAUUUUAAACCAAGCAUAUGAGAACAGUCCUGACUAAAUGUUCAAUGCGAGCAUUAUUACCAUUUUGAUUUAUUUAUUUUCAUUCAUUUCCACAGGUCAGACCUUGUCAUCCGUUGAGAUGUUUGAUCCAAGAGUAAGUAAGUGGGAAUCAUGUCCAUCAAUGCUCAGUCCCCGAUUUGGUUUUAGUGCUUGCUCUACGAAUAAUGAAAUUAUAGUUGUUGGUGGAGUGGACGAUUCAACCAUUGAGUUGUAUGACAGAACGUCAGGAAAAUGGAAGCCUCUGAUGAAAAUGUCCGAAGUACGUGAAGCUUCAAGUGUUUUUAUGCAUAAUGAUUGUUUAUAUAUUUGUGGUGGAGCAAAUCAAACUGGUUGUAUGAAUACCACAGACAUUUUGUCAUUGAAAGCUAUGAGUUGGAGUAAAGGCAAACCAAUGAUUUUACAUCGUGCAUUUACUGCUACAAGUGUUUGGCAUAAUUAUGUCUUCCUCAUCGGUGGUCGUAACAAUACGCAACCGUCAAAUUUAAUUCAAACUUAUAAUUUAAAAACAAAUGAAUGGGCUGUUUUACCACAGACUCUACCAUAUCAUGUUUCAAGUUGUUGCGCUAUAACUACCAAUCUCUUAUAAAUUCAUGUAAACAAUCAUUUUUGUAACUUUUCAAAGAUCAUGUAAUGAACUUGAAGCUUAGUGUUGAUGUGCAGUUUUGUAC
Messenger RNA from Schistosoma turkestanicum, 2838 nucleotides. The record is from the annotation of a GenBank genome assembly. Lineage: Eukaryota; Metazoa; Platyhelminthes; Trematoda; Strigeidida; Schistosomatidae.